GGAUACUGCCGGUUUUUUUUUUUUUUUAAAGGAAACAAGUGGGAAGUUGCGCUUGAAGACGUAGUUAACUUUGUCGAUUCUCCUGCACUCGUUUGCUCGGUACGAAUAAAAGCACGAUCUAAUGGCUAGCAUCUUCGUUCGGAGGUUAUUUCUGGUCUCCACUCACCUUACAGCCCCGCGGUCGGGCUGUCUGCUUCUAGCCAAGCGAGCAGAGGAGACCGCCGCAGGGGCUAGACGUUUCUGCAAUGAUCCUCCGGAGAGAAUCAGCCGUUAUCCAGUUCCUUCUAAAAAAGACUUGCCAUAUGACAUAGUGGAACUUAUGCAGGAAGUCGAGACUAAGGGAGGAUUCCUACCCAAUGUUUUCAAAGUCCUUUCUCACAGACCUGGAGAGUUUCGAGCCUUCUUCUCCUAUUACAAUGAACUUAUGAACAAGGAGACAGGUGGACUAACCAAGGCAGAUCGUGAGCUGAUUGUGGUGGCCACCAGCAUGUAUAAUAAGUGUCUUUACUGUGUGGUUUCCCAUAGUGCACUUCACCGCAUCUACUCAAAGAACCCCACCCUCUCAGACCAGGUGGUCGUCAACUAUGAGAACGCAGCGCUGCAACCGCGAGAGCGCACUAUGUUGGACUUUGCAAUGGCCAUUUGCCGUGCAGACACCAUUACAGAAAAGCACUUUAAGUCUUUAGAGGACGUAGGCUUCGACAGCGAGGAUGCCUGGGACAUUGCUGCCAUUGCAGCCUUAUUUGCCAUGUCUAAUCGGCUCGCCCACCUUACUGACAUGCGACCAAACCAGGAGUUUUACAACAUGGGCCGCAUACCGCGGGACAAGAGCAAAGACGAAGCAGGCAAACAGAACAAGUGACGAGGAGGACAAGUUGAAUUUUGGAGAAGAAACUAUGACUCAUGAAGCAAAGUUAAAUGUGAAACCUGCAAAGCUCAAUAUUUGCAUAGAAUAAUGACAGGAUCGUGGAUUUGAUUAUGGUUGUUUGGGACUUCUAACCAAUAUUCUUGUUUGUUUUCCCUUGUGUACACUGAAGUUCAGCUGUCUUUGCUUUGAUAUGAUGUGUCAUAAUAUGACAUUUUUGGUGUCUGCCUCUGAUAAAGGCAGCAUUUAAAGUUUUAUAGACAAAGGUGAUUGUUUUUAUGAACUGUUCUUUCAUCAAAUUAUAGCUAUUUUAUUGAUACUGCAUAGCACUGUAUUCUACUCGUUUGUCAACACUAGGUGGCCCUACAACAUUAUUUUGUUGGAAUAUCUCAGGUGUGUCAAACUCAAAUUCACAGUGGGCUAAAUUAAAAACUGGGACAAAAUAAAGAAGGACGUGGUGAAGAGUCUUCAAAAGAAAGCAGUAUUUAUCCAUUUCUCAUUGUAAAAUGUUGAAUGAAUGAAUAAAUACAACUUUGUCUUUGCUUUUGUUUUGCGUGUGAUAUGUAAAUACCCCUGAGACAUUUAAAUCUGAGAUCAAAUCAAGGAAAAAGAGGAUAGAAUGAAGUAAUUUAGGCUGUGGGUAUGUGAAAAGAUGCAUGACAAUUUUACACAUUCGUGCAAUGUCAUUUUGAAUCCCAAAAUUAUUAUAUUGCAAGGGUAAGA
This is a messenger RNA of Corythoichthys intestinalis (scribbled pipefish), 1588 nucleotides long. RefSeq lists its product as uncharacterized. NCBI's taxonomy places the organism in Eukaryota, Metazoa, Chordata, Actinopteri, Syngnathiformes, Syngnathidae. Bases 122 to 862 code for a protein of 246 amino acids. The record is from RefSeq and is a predicted model, not a curated record. The transcript has 5 exons. Gene Ontology annotation, molecular function: peroxiredoxin activity.